This is a messenger RNA of Coccomyxa subellipsoidea C-169, 861 nucleotides long. RefSeq names its product ferredoxin reductase-like protein. The transcript has 6 exons. Lineage: Eukaryota; Viridiplantae; Chlorophyta; Trebouxiophyceae; Coccomyxaceae. The record is from RefSeq and is a predicted model, not a curated record. The coding region runs from base 1 to 861 and encodes 286 amino acids. Gene Ontology annotation, molecular function: cytochrome-b5 reductase activity, acting on NAD(P)H. Gene Ontology annotation, biological process: electron transport chain.
AUGACGGAAGUCAUCAAACACCUCUUUACUGCAGAAAACACGAAGCUGGUGGUUCUAUCAAUACUAGCUCUGGUGCUCGUUCCACUGUUGUCCUGGAUCCUCGUCUUCAGAGGAAAGAAGAGGCAGCCGUUUCUCAAUCCAGACGUUUGGCAAGAGCUACCGCUGGCUGAGAAAGAGGUCAUAACCCACAACACAAGACGCUUCAGGUUUGCGUUGCCUUACAAAGAUCAACCAAUCGGCCUGCCAAUUGGUCAGCAUAUCUCCCUCAAGGCUCUCAAGCCAGCUGCAGAUGGAACAGAGAUCUUCAAGCCCUACACACCAGUAUCAGACGAUGACCUGCUGGGCUAUGUGGACUUUGUCAUCAAGGUCUAUGAACAGGGGCGCAUGACAAAGCACAUGGACGAGUUGGCGAUAGGGGACAAGCUGCUCUUCAAGGGGCCAAAGGGACGUUUCAAGUACUCCUGCAAUGCCAAGCGGUCUCUUGGAAUGAUAGCUGGCGGUACUGGCAUAACACCCAUGUAUCAGGUGGCGACACAGCUGCUGAAAGACCACCAGGACCAUACAAAGAUGAGCCUCAUCUUUGGCAACGUGUCACAUGACGACAUCCUGAUCAAGGAGGAGCUUGAAGCACUUGCAGCUGCGCACCCUACCCGCUUCAAGGUGUACCACGUGCUCAACCAGGCGCCACCAGGGUGGACUCAGGGUGUGGGCUUCAUCACAGCGGACAUAAUUAAGCAGCACAUAGAUCCCCCUGCAGAGGAUGUCAUGGUGCUGCGCUGCGGUCCAGGGCCCAUGAAUGUGGCUGUGAAGAAAGCGCUGGACGGGCUUGGCUACACCAGGGAAAUGCAGUUUGAAUUCUGA